AUGAGCCGACAGAAGUUCUUCACUGCUGCUGAAGUCUUUGCUCACAACACUGCCGACGACCUGUGGGUGUCGUUCCUGGGAAAAGUCUGCGACCUGACCCCCCUGAUGAACCAGUACAAAGGCGACAUUCUGCUGUUACCCAUCAUGGAGUUUGCAGGAAGUGACAUCAGCUGCUGGUUCGACCCUGAAACCAAAGACAUCCUGAAACAUGUGGAUCCACUGACCAACUGUGUGAGGUACUACACCCCCAGGGGGCGCUUCGUGCACGUCUCCCCUACCGGCCCCCGCUCCAAUUGGGCCAACGACUUUGGCGAGCCCUGGUGGAAGGAUCAACGCUACGAGGUGGGAGUGCUGACGACUAAAGCCAGGUGGAUACGAGUCAUCAACGUGCAGACGUCACAGGAGCAGCAGCUGCAGGUGUGUUCGGAGGAGACUCUGGACGAGAUCCUCCAGCGUUACCUCCGCUACAACUCUCACGCCCGUAGCUACAGUUGGAAACAUGAAGGAGUAAGUCUGGACAUGAGCAGGACGCUCAGUGAAAACAACGUUCCUGAUCAAGACCACGAGCUGGAGGAGCUGCGACUGGACAGCGACCUCUUCAUCACCGCACUCCUCCUCCACUUCAGUGAUGACCUCACAGAGGGAUGA
This is a messenger RNA of Limanda limanda (common dab), 648 nucleotides long. Its product is annotated as cytochrome b5 domain-containing protein 1. The record is from RefSeq and is a predicted model, not a curated record. The transcript is spliced from 4 exons. NCBI's taxonomy places the organism in Eukaryota, Metazoa, Chordata, Actinopteri, Pleuronectiformes, Pleuronectidae. Bases 1 to 648 code for a protein of 215 amino acids.